This is a messenger RNA of Rotaria sordida, 6148 nucleotides long. The record is from the annotation of a GenBank genome assembly. Lineage: Eukaryota; Metazoa; Rotifera; Eurotatoria; Philodinida; Philodinidae.
CCCACACCCACACCCACACCCACACCCACACCCACCCCACACACCCACACCCACACCCACACCCACACCCACCCACACCCACCCACACCCACACCCACCCCACCCUUCGAGCUUGUGAUCAGCGAGUUUGCGCUUCGAAUGACUUGCUGAUUGUUGCCUCGAACCAGGUCUCAGUUUCUCAAUUAGUGUGCCAAGCAGUAAAGACUGGACUAGACUUUCACGAAACUGCAGAAUGGUCACUUUGCUUGCCGCGUAGUUUUCCUUGUAUAUCAAAUAGCUAUUUAUUAGUGCCGUCCCAAAAACUAAUUCAAAUGCUACCUUUCGGUACCACUUUAUUGACCGCCUGAGGCACGUGUAAUACGAUGAUAGCUGAUCAGAUAAAUUACUAGCUAGUCUCUCUUCAUUGUAAUCUAGUACAACUUGUGGCUUCAUGAUGCUUUCAUUUUUACUAUUGGUAUUUCCAGUAUCUACCACAGCUGCUGAAGGGUGUGGGUGUGGGUGUGAUUGAAAGGAAGGCGAUCACCCACACCCACAUGUUCAACGCUUAACCAGCCACAUUAAAGAUCCGAAUUAUCUCGGCUCCUAUCCUCUUUCAAGUCUAACAUUCAAGUAUAAGAUCUUUCAGAUAUUCUAGGGCAAUAAAUAUACCAACAUUAUCAUCGCAGAAAAUGCCCGUAAUGAGAUGGUCGAUAAAUGCAAUUGAUGAAAAAAUCAAACCAUCAUUCCUCCGGUUAGAGGCCGGCUACGUUAGCCAUUCUGUUACAGGAGUACAACUAUGGGUAAUAUUUGGAGGAUAAUGUUCCUGAGUAGAUUGUUUUUUUCAUAGAUCUUUCGAUUUAGUUUCGAUUGAAAUGAAACAUGAAUAGUUUGGUCUUGACUAUCUACUUCUGAACGUUUCAAGUGAUUGCUCUGAGUAAAUUUCAAAGAGAACUCAAACGAAUGUGGAUGUGUUUAAUUAUAAUCACAUUAAUUAGUUAUGAACAAUAUGGACAUGUGAAGAUAAAAACGAGAACACAUAAUAUCAAUGACCCAACAGGAAAGAAACUGGAGUAAGAACGUGAAAGCUUGACUUGAUGUAGAUAGUUUAUUAGAUUGCUAAAAGAAUGUAGAACAAAUGUGAAAGUUCUAUCAAAGCUGUCGGUCUAUUGGUGAUGUCUAUCCUUCCUGAUAAUCACUUGCGUCAGUUACUCUCUCACAUUAUUCUUGCACACGUUCAUAUCGAUUCAGUUGAAGUACUGGCAAAAACAAAAUAUGAACGAUACGAAGUUCGAAGAAAUUAAACUAGAACACUUCCAAAUGCACAUAUUUAUGAGUAUCUUUCUUCGAAGAGGGAAAAACAGAUUCCAAUACCUUGAAAUUUCUUAGAAUUUCUUGAAGUCGAAUAGAAUUCUCCAGCGUAUCGUACAUAAACCUUAGAGCUGUGUGAGGAACUUUUUUAAUCAAGCUAUUUCUCAUUAAUUUGAACGUCAGAAAGAAAAUUUUCUACUAUAAUACGUAAACUUUUGAUCACGACACAUUUUUUGCUAACCGUAUUCUAUAUCUGUCGUCACAAUAAAACAGCACUUUCAGUCAACAGAGAACCAAAAGAAAUCCGUAACAACAGAAGACAUAUUACUUUAUUAUUUUUUAUUAUUCAUCCAAAAUGACUUCAAGCAAUUUGUCAUUCAUGAUUUCCUAAUAAUUAUUUUUUCAGCAGCAACUAUACUAAGAGAUGGCUUGGUUUAUUGAUUAUGGUUGAAGAAGUAUUAUGAUGGUGGACAUAUAUGACUAUGAUCAAAUUAGGUAAGCGGCUAGAUGGAGACGGUUAUACUGUCGACAUCAUGUUGCAAGUGGUGAAUGCGAGUGUUGAGUUUUAGAUGCAUCGAGGUAUUGCAGUUGUAUUUCCUCGGUAAAGCAAGUGUAAAAGGUCGAUGUGUUAGAAAGAAUAUAUAGCCCGAUUUCUCCGUUGGAGGUCUGGAGAAAUAGAAAUGAUUUGGGUGUAGGUGUGAGUGUGGGUGUGAGUGUGGGCGUGGAUGUGGGGUGUGAGUGUGGAUGUGGGGUGUGAGUGUGGGUGUGGAUGUGGGGUGUGAGGUGUGGAGUAUGGGUGUGGGUAUUUUCAUCAUACACAACGUCACCCACACCCACACCAAAAGUCACGCUACACUUCAAAAGCCUUGGAGUUUUCCUCUAUCUCUUCGAGAAAUGAAGUGACUUCUAUAUUACUGAUAAAAGAGUAUACAUAGUUCAUACUCAUAAUAAAAACGUUGAAAAAUACUGCUUUGAAGUACAGUGUUUCAACAAUCACUUUACACGUUAAAGAUUUGUUUUUCAAUUCACGUGUAUACUACUGGUUUAAUCAUAAUAUCAUCACUACAUCAUUUUUACAAAUAAUCGACAUGUAGUUCAUUCGCUUUCACACAUUUUAUUCAACUGCGUGUGGUUUCAUUCAAUACAUUCUGAAGGGUGUGUUUUUGAUUUGCACUGUACAACGACUACCAUUCUGGUUUCAAGGUCUCUCAAGCGUUACUUUAACGUAUAAAGCUACUGUUGGACACUCUAGACUGAAAAGCAGUAUUUUUCAGCAUUUUUAUUAUGAGCAUGAACUAUGAGUACUCUUUUAUCAGCGGUAAAAACUCAUCCCAUUUGGUCAACAGAUAGAGAAGAACUCCAACAUUUUUGGAGUGUAGCGUGACUUUUGGAACACUCUGUAUAUAUCUUCAGAUGUGUUCCUGUGUGUUCUCGCUCUGUAUUCUUGUUUCUCUUCUCUCUGAUCUAUUUUGUCCUACCUUUACGUUUUUGGUGUAUUCCCAAUAAAAUCGAGGUCAAGUUCACGCAAACUUAUAGUUAAAAUGCAAGAAGCGGUUCUUUUCUUCUGCUUCACUUAGUUCUUCACAGAAAGAACAAGAUACAGUUGGUAUCUAAUUCAAAAAUUAAAAAAAAACAGUUCUGAAAAAAUAAAAUUUCAAUGGGUGAAAACUUACUAAUAUUAGCGCCAGAAGUCAGUGCACUUGAAUGUUUUUUGAAUAACUUUCGAUAGGAACAAGUUAAAGACUUGAGGUUUUUUAGCAAUCGAUAGAAGAUUAUAAGGGAUACAUUUUUAUAUAAAAUUCAAGGUUUAAAUAAUCAGACACAGUAGGAGUGAUUAUUGAAUCACUGAAAGAAUAAGCACGUUAUUUGGAAAAAUCUCAGCAGAACAAGCUGAAUCUUUCAGCAUAUAUAGCCCUACUGUAGCCCAAACUUUCCUGAAAAUAUCAUCGAUAAGACUUGUAAUGACGAGGGAUGGUGUGCUAAUCAUUAUACUGAUCUUACAUAAGGUCAGUAUUCACUCAAUAUAUUAGAAAAUGACUUCAAAUUUUGGCUGAAUAAAUACCAUAAUCUAGACUUCAUAUCUAUGCAAUAACAUCAUACUUCGGUUAUAGAAAUGGAGGAAAACAGCCAAAAUUCAAUGAAGAAAUGAUUUUCAUAAAGUAAGUAUCUUGAAACAAAUCUUCCCAACUAUAUCAAGAGAAAUGCAGGACUUAGUAAUGUUUUCACCGUCUCUUCUCGUUCAUAUAAUCAAAAUAUUAUAUAAUUGCAUAGGUAUGAAGUCUAGAUUAUGGUAUUUAUUCAACCAAAAGUUGAAGUCAUUUUCUAAUAUAUUGAGUGAAUGAGGGCCUUAUAUAAGAUCAGUAUAAUGAUUAGCACACCAUCCCUCGUUAUUACAAGUCUUAUCGAUGAUAUUUUCAGGAAAGUUUGGACUACAGUAGGGCUAUAUAUGCUGAAAGUUUCAGCUUGUUCUGCUGAGAUUUUUCUAAAUAACGUGCUUAUUCUUUCAGUGAUUCAACAACCACUCCUAUUGUGCCUGAUUAUUUAAACCUUGAACUUUAUAUAAAAAUAUGUCCCUUAUAAUCUUCUAUCGAUUGCUGAAAACCUCAGGUCUUUAACUUGUUCCUAUCGAACGUUAUUCAAAAUACAUCCAAGUGCACUGAUUUCUGGCGCCGACAUUAGUAAAAAUUACGAUGGACAAAGCUUGAAAUGAAAUAGGCAAAUUUGAAAUACAGACUGCCAGCAUUUAUUUGCAGGCAUGUACAGUAAACAUUGUUUGCAAGAUGAAAAUAAUUAUCUUAAUAUUUAUUCAGUAAAAUCAAUAUUUGAAGAGUCAUUAAAGUUCAUAGUUAAUUUUUUGAUAAUUAUUCAAUGUUUAUCACUUUGCUACAUUGAGUUUAUUAAGAAGUUGAAUUAAUUUGAUUCUUGUAAUCACACAUACAGAUUAAUUAAGCCUAUCUGUAUAAAAAUAAAAAUAAGAACAAAAGAUUUAACUAAGAAAAAAGUAUCAUUUAUUUCUCACCAUUUUUAUCGAAUAAUAUUAAAGAAAAUUCCUUCAUAUAUAAACUAAAGUCACAAAUGGUCAUUGAAUAAUUAAUGAUUCAUUUUAUUUCCAAAUAUGUUAGCUUUUCAUCUUUGUUUAUUCCAACGGACUAUUUCUAUAUAUUUGUAUAGUAGGUCAUUUAUUCGGUUCUAUCUAUUUUAGUUGCAAUAGCAAUACUAGCAGAUUAAUAAAAUAUGUAUGAAGUGAUGUGUGAAAAUAAAAUUAAUUAUGUCAACCAUUGUUUUGAAACAUGGCAGUCAUCCAUCAGUAUACGAUGAUAGUAUUUUACAAACAAUGAAAUUAAAAAAAUAAUCAACAAAUAAUUUUUUUCUAUUGCGCACUUGGAUUGUCAGUUUCAUUUGAUUGCAACUAAUCAAGCAAACAAAACGCAUGUGUGUUCCGUUUGGUCUUCUUAUCGUUCUUUUCUUCCUACAUGUCUAGUUACACAUACACACACAUAGAAUAUCUUGCUUACUACUAUGUUGGAAAAAAGCUUGACAAUUAAACAAAAAACAGCCGACAAACAGAGAACAAUAUUAUAAAAAUUCUAUUUAUGAUUUUUUAAUUUUUUUCCCAAUGAAUCAUGAUAAUGCAUUCAUUUUACUUUGUUUCGUUCUCCUUCUUCCUUACUACUUGUUUAGCGUACAAAAAUUUUCGCUCGUUGGUUAUUGUCGUUUCGUCGACAACACUCUUGAAAUGACAAAAUCGGACGAGACAAGAAGUCCUUGAGGUCGAUAGCAAUGAGCCAGAAAAAAAAUGUCAAUAAAAAGGAUAAACAGUUCUAUAAAUAUGAAAAGACGAGGUUGUGCCUUUUGCAUUCAGUUAGUCAUCGAUCAACCCUUGAUCGACAAAAAAGUUGGCAGAAACUGCUGCUAGUGGGGUAGCAACGAUGGCCGGGAUGUGGGUGUGGGUGUGCGUGAAAUUAAUAUCAAAAUCCCACACACGUACUAUUGUAUCACUUUUGAACAGAAACGCUAAGUAUUAUUUACUGAAAAAGUCUGGAUUUUGAACAUUUCUUCGCUUUGUUUCAGACAUUUUCGUGUAGGUAAAGCACAUACGUAGAACCUAGUUGUUAAUGGAGGGUGAUUUUUACAUCUAGAAGACAAAGUCUAUUAUAAUAAUUAGAAAAAAAGAAUUUUUUUAAUUUUCCUGAUUUUUUAACAAUGUUUCUGAAGAUUUUUUAUUUCAUCUAUUCUGUUUUUAUUAAAUUAUUGUUUUUUAUGUAAGGUUGAUAAAAAAAGAAAAUCUAAUAACAUUGUUAUCCCCUUUAGUUAAUUACAACAUUUUUGCUGUUGUUUUAUUCAAUGUGUACUGUUGUCCAAUCGUCGAACGUUCUUCAUUCUCAUCAACUGUUCGAGAGAAUCAUUGAAGUGCACAACACUUGCAGCACCUACUUUUUAAGCACAUUUCAUUUUCCUCUUUCUGCCUGUCUCUCUUUUUUCAUCAAUCGAACGGUCUUCAAUGAAAUGAAAAUAUUUUUUUAAGUUUCGAUUCGAUGCGAGUGACGUACCAUGCAUGUCUUGACAACAUCUACGACUCACUGUUUACUUUCACUUCUAACUUAUUUUUGCAGUUCUGUAGCUGUUUCUGUGUCACAAAUUGAUUUGCAUUGUUUUUCUCUUGCAGAAUAAUUAUUAUUUCGUAUUUCAAAAUUACCUGUUUUCACUGUUCGUUUUCAAUAAUCGCCGAUCAACAAAUAUUGUCAAUCUCUCUUUCGAACAGUUGCCUAACUACGAAUUAGUAGUCACAAAAAUUUUGACACAAGUUUUCAUUAAAGCAACACAAGCCGGUGAAUUUCAAACCACUUAUUCCGAUCGUUAA